Musca domestica (house fly) is the source of this 634-nucleotide messenger RNA. RefSeq lists its product as uncharacterized. NCBI's taxonomy places the organism in Eukaryota, Metazoa, Arthropoda, Insecta, Diptera, Muscidae. The transcript is spliced from 2 exons. The record is from RefSeq and is a predicted model, not a curated record. Bases 49 to 585 code for a protein of 178 amino acids.
ACGAUUUUUUGAAUCAUUUGUAAUGGAAACUUUCCAGAUGGUAAGAUCAUGAAGCAGCUGUGCCUUGUUCUAAAUUUUAUGCUGCUCACAGAAUUGGUGGGACAGGUCUAUGGGGUGACGAAAAUUUCAUUUCUUGGCAGUCGAGUUCGCUACAAUCCCAAGUACUUUUCCAAUUUAACAGUCUUCACCGAAAACUCUACAAUCAACGCGGACUUCAAGUUAUUAAAACUCCUACGUCAGGGAAUCAAAGCCAAUGCUGAGGUACAAUUACGUUUGAAAAAUUCAAAAACGCAUCAGAAAUUAUUUUCUUCCGUCUUGAAUGUUUGCGAAUUGAUUGUCUCUCUGAGGUCUACAAUUUUCAAAAAAUGGUUUGAAUCUUUGUUAAAAUUCAGCAAUUUUAUGCCAAACUGUCCCAUUUCCGCGGGUCAUUAUUACGUGCAUGGCUGGGAGCCUGAUGCCACACUUAUACCAUCAUAUCUAUUUGCUGGAGAUUAUCGCAUCAAGGGCUAUUGUUUUUUUGGCAAUUAUAAAAAAAAGAAUAUGGAAUUUAUCGUUGAGAUUGAAGUCGAUGCUGUAAUAUCUUAAAUGGAUUUGAUUUCAAGAAAUAAAAUAUCCACCAAUUUGCAAAUGAAAA